Molecule: messenger RNA, 2574 nt
Organism: Emys orbicularis (European pond turtle)
Lineage: Eukaryota; Metazoa; Chordata; Testudines; Emydidae
Gene: ADAM23
Product: ADAM metallopeptidase domain 23
Exons: 27
Coding region: 1-2574 (857 amino acids)
Biological process (GO): proteolysis
Cellular component (GO): presynaptic membrane
Molecular function (GO): metalloendopeptidase activity
Source: RefSeq, a predicted model, not a curated record
AUGAAGCCUCCUGGCAGCAGCGCCCUGCGGCAGCCCCUCUCCGGCCGCAGCCUCCCCGAAGCCGCCUCCUGCCUGAGGCUCCGGCCGCCCAGCCGCCUCCAACUGCUGCUGGGGCUGCUGCUCCUCUCCGGCCCCGCCUGGCCCCAGCCCUGGGGGGCUGCUGCAGCCACCGCUCUGCAUUGGAAUGAAACUGCAGGAGGAAUAGCAGGAGCACUGGCAGAUAAAGAGAAUACAUUUCUACAGAGUAACAGCAGUAGCAGUAAGAAUAACAACCAGAGCAAUGAAAUCCAGAAAGAAAUCACACUGCCUUCAAGACUGGUCUAUUAUAUCAACAGAGACUCUGAAAGCCCUUACCAUAUCCUGGACACUAGGGCAAGACACCAGCAGAAACACAACAAGGCUGUGCAUCUGGCCCAGGCAAGUUUCCAGAUUGAGGCCUUCGGCUCCAAAUUCAUCCUUGACCUCACAUUGAAUAAUGAUUUGUUAUCCUCUGAUUAUGUGGAGAUUCACUAUGAAGAUGGAAAACCACAAUUUUCUAAGGGUGGAGAGCACUGUUACUAUCAUGGAAACAUCAGAGGUGUCCAAAACUCCAAAGCUGCCCUUUCAACAUGUAAUGGACUUAAUGGCAUGUUUGAAGAUAGCACCUAUGUGUACUUCAUAGAACCAAUGGAUCUGACCCACAGUGCAAAAAGCACAGGCAGGCCACACAUCAUCCAGAGGACUUUAGGAACACAAACAUUGAAGCAAAUGAAGAAUGUUGAGACCGAAUCUAGUUCUGAGUGGUCCUUCCUGUCUGAGUUACAGUGGCUCAGGAAAAGGAGAAGAAAGAGGGCCGUGAGUGCAUCUCGUGGUAUAUUUGAAGAGAUGAAAUAUCUAGAGCUCAUGAUUGUCAAUGACCAUAAAAUGUUCAAAAAACAUCGUUCUUCCCAUGCGUACACAAACAACUUUGCAAAAUCUGUGGUAAACCUUGUAGAUGCAAUAUACAAGGAACAGCUGAACACCAGGGUGGUUUUGGUUGCUGUGGAAACCUGGACAGACAGGGAUCGUAUUAAUAUUCGCCCUGACCCUCUGCAGAUGCUUCAUGACUUCUCCAAAUAUCGACAGUACUACAUCAAACAACAUACUGAUGCUGUACACCUGCUCUCGAAUGUGACAUUCCACUACAAGAGGAGCAGCUUGAGUUACUUUGGAGGGGUUUGUUCUGUGACCAGAGGAGUUGGAGUGAAUGAGUAUGCCCUCCCAUUGGCUAUGGCACAGGAAUUAUCACAAAGUUUGGCUCAGAACCUGGGAAUACAGUGGGAGCCAGCAACCAGAAAACCGAAAUGUGACUGCAUAGAAUCCUGGGGUGGCUGCAUCAUGGAGGAAACAGGGGUUUACCACUCCAGAAAAUUUUCAAGAUGCAGCAUUGCAGAAUACAAAGAAUUUUUACUCAGAGGGGGAGGUGCCUGUCUUUUCAACAGGCCAACAAAGUUGUUUGAAACUCCCGAAUGUGGAAAUGGAUAUGUAGAAGCAGGAGAAGAAUGCGAUUGUGGUUUCCGAAUGGAAUGCUAUGAAAACUGCUGUAAGAAAUGCUCUCUCUCUAAUGGAGCUCACUGUAGCGAUGGACCCUGCUGUAACACAUCCUGUCUUUUUUUCCCACGAGGCUAUGACUGUCGAUAUGCAGUGAAUGAGUGUGAUAUUACAGAGUACUGUACCGGCGACUCUGGUCAGUGCCCACCAAAUCUUCAUAAACAAGAUGGAUAUGCUUGUGAUUCUAAUCAAGGACGUUGCUAUAAUGGAGAAUGCAAGACAAGAGACAAUCAGUGCAAAUACAUUUGGGGAAUUAAGGCUACAGGGUCUGACAAAUUCUGUUAUGAGAAGCUUAAUACAGAAGGCACAAAAAAAGGAAACUGUGGAAAGGAUGGAGACCGAUGGAUUCAGUGCAAUAAACAUGAUGUGUUCUGUGGCUUUUUGCUCUGCACUAAUCUUACUCGAGUUCCACGAAUUGGUCAUCUUCAGGGAGAAAUUACCCCAACCUCUUUUUACCACCAGGGGCGUGUAGUGGAGUGCAGCGGUGCUCAUGUGCUUUUAGAUGACGAUACAGAUUUAGGAUAUGUGGAAGAUGGAGCUCCAUGUGGCCCUCACAUGAUGUGUGUAGACAGGAAGUGCCUACCAAUUCAGUCCUUGAACAUAAGCAGCUGCCCUAUUGGUUCUAAUGGAAAAGUCUGUUCAGAUCAUGGGGUGUGUAGUAAUGAAGCCACUUGCAUUUGUAAUUUCUCCUGGGCAGGGACAGACUGCAGUAUUGAUGACCCUAUCAGGGAUACUCCCAACAAGAAGGAUGAAGGACCUAAGGGUCCUAGUGCCACCAAUCUUAUAAUAGGUUCCAUCGCUGGUGCCAUCCUGGUAGCAGCUAUUGUCCUUGGGGGUACAGGAUGGGGCUUUAAGUUAUCAGGUGUUCACAUGCACAUACGGUACUGUGGUGUCAAGUCCAAAUCAAACAAAUGUCAAAAAGAGAAGGUACGAUCCAAAUCAGCAAGGUCCUAUCUGAAGGAACUUGGAAAAGCUUCUUCUUGCACUACUGGAUUCUGGGUGUGA